Messenger RNA from Amoebophrya sp. A25, 866 nucleotides. NCBI's taxonomy places the organism in Eukaryota, Dinophyceae, Syndiniales, Amoebophryaceae. The record is from the annotation of a GenBank genome assembly.
CGAGCACCUUCUUUCUUUUCUUUUCGACAAGAAGGACCUCAGGGGCAGAAGCAGUCCCUAAUAUGCGCAUAUUAGCCUUUAUUUAUUAGUCUAAUUAUAUAGACUACUUUAAUAACUAGCUCCUUCUACCUUCUCCAUCCAAAACCUCAUAGGACAACCCAAUUACACCACCUUAGGGAACAAACAAAAAUGACCUCUAAGCGGCCUCGUUUAGUCACCUGGUGACCUUCUCUCCACGACCUAGACUAGUGUUCCGGCUCAAUGAUAUACCCUUUUGUUAUUAAAGAUGUAAAGACUUGGUCUUCUUCGGUUCAAACAUUGUUUAAUAAGCCGCUUCCACUCGUCGGGAUGGAUAGAACAAUUCACAAAAAAAAUAUUGUCAUCGUCCCACAUGUUGAUUCAGCAGUACCAUUCUUCAGCAGGAACAUACAUUUUUUACAGCAACAAGCUCUGUGUUGGCACCCUGUUGCAUUUUGGGCACCUGUAGUUAGCUUCUCUUUGCAAACCGUCCCUCAAAUAAGAAGAAUACUGAUAGAUAUUCAUGAUCUUCAUGCUGUCGAGAACACGUCCUGCUUGAAGUCCCUGGCGCCUUAGCUGUAACACCGACUCACUUCCGAGUCCGAGAUGAGUUCAUCAUCAAAGUCCCUGGCAUUGUGAAAUGUUGAAUUCUCCGACCCAAGAAGUGAGUGUUAUAUGGGAAUCCGUCUAUUCUUGAUAAAGAGAACGACGGACGAAAAGUCGCGAACGAUAAAGUUACGAAGAAUGAAUGUCGGCAACACCUACGAAUUGGAAGGAAAAAUCAAACGAACAAUAUCAUACCAUUUCUACAAAGUGAAGAAAAGCCAUUGACAUCAUGUUCCUUUUUU